Heterocephalus glaber (naked mole-rat) is the source of this 1966-nucleotide messenger RNA. RefSeq names its product F-box and leucine rich repeat protein 12 (gene Fbxl12). Gene Ontology annotation, molecular function: protein binding. NCBI's taxonomy places the organism in Eukaryota, Metazoa, Chordata, Mammalia, Rodentia, Bathyergidae. The record is from RefSeq and is a predicted model, not a curated record.
CCUACGCCCUCCCGGUUUGGCCCUGUGGCCCUAGUCACAUCUUCUGAAGUUGGUCCUGGCUUCUUCCCAACCCCGCCCCCAGACCUCGCCAGGCUCUACAGGCUUAGUUCUCUACCCCAGCCACGCCCCCGUCCUUUGCCACGCCCCCGGGCGGUGACCCGCCCUAAGCCACGCCUAGUUCUCCCCGCCCCCACACUCCGGGCGAAGUCAGUUUUAGUCUUUCGCCGGCCCUACGGAGUCUCAGACUGGUUCGACCUCAGGACACCACCAGGUCCCGGCCAUAAGAAAGCGGCGUUUCUCGGCCGGCUACUGGAAGUCGCGGCCACCGCCCAGCCCGCCCUCGGCGGCUCCCCCGUCUCCCACCCCAUCCCCGGGACCCCUAAGGGGAGCUUCCGGUGCCCCCGACCGGAAGCGGGCGCGCGGCGGGGCGAUCAUGGCGGCUUUGGCGGACCUGCCGGACUCGGUCCUCCUGGAGAUCUUCUCCUACCUCCCGGUCCGGGACCGGAUCCGCAUCUCCAGGGUCUGUCACCACUGGAAGCGCCUGGUGGACGACCGGUGGCUGUGGCGACACGUGGACCUGACGCUCUACACGAUGCGGCCCAAAGUCAUGUGGCACCUCCUCCGCCGCUACAUGGCCUCCCGGCUCCACUCCCUUCGGAUGGGCGGAUACCUCUUCUCGGGCUCCCAGGCACCCCAGCUGUCUCCUGCAUUGCUGAGGGCCCUGGGUGACAAGUGCCCCAACCUGAAGCGCCUGUGCCUGCACGUGGCGGACUUGAGCUCGGUGCCCAUCACCAGCCUGCCGAGCACGCUGCAGACCCUGGAGCUGCACAGCUGCGAGAUCUCCAUGGCCUGGCUACUGCGUGAGCAGGACCCCCGUGUCCUGCCACUGCUUGAGUGCCUGGUGCUGGACCGCGUGCCCGCCUUCCGAGACGAGCACCUGCAGGGCCUGCCGCGCUUCCGAGCCCUGCGGUCGCUGGUGCUGGGUGGCACCUACCGCGUCACCGAGACGGGCCUGGAUGCCAGCCUGCAGGAACUGAGCUACCUGCAGAGGCUGGAGGUGCUGGGCUGCACUCUGCCAGCCGAUAGCACCCUGCGGGCCAUCAGCCGCCAUCUCCGGGGUGUGCGCAAGGUCCGGCUCACGGUGGGCGGCCUCUCGCCACAGGGGCUGGCCCUGCUGGAGGGGAUGCCUGCGCUGGAGAGCCUGUGCCUGCAGGGGCCCCUCAUCACCCCAGAGAUGCCCACCCCGACCCAGAUCAUCUCCUCCUGCCUCACCAUGCCCAAGCUUCGCGUGCUCGAGCUGCAGGGGCUGGGGUGGGAGGGCCAGGAGGCUGAGCAGAUCCUGUGCCGGGGGCUGCCCCACUGCGUGGUCAUCGUCAGGCCCUCCCCCAAAGAGUCCAUGGACUGGUGGAUGUGACCGGCCCCCUGGCCCCGGGACCCAUCCCAGCGUUCACUGUUGCACCCCACCCCUCGGAGCAGCAAAUUGAAGAGAGGAGCUAAUCAGGCUGGAGGGUUCUGAGUGGAGAAAACUGGUUCCUUGGGACCCCACACAGUGCCAGCCGUGUGGCCUCCGUCCCUGCGAAGCUCUAGCUGCGCAGGUCCAUCUAGAAGUAGCAAGCCUGGAGCUCUGCCCAAGGGCACUGCAGUGCCUUGCAGCCUAACAGCCCCGGGCCCCAGCAGGGCUCCCUCAGGACAUAAUGAGUGGACGGUGGGGCUCAUGGCUGGGGACCUGAGGGUUGCACCCCUUCCAGGCCUGGCAGGGCCGUCUGCAUCCAGGGCACCCACCCCUGUGCAUGUUUACUCAGUACCUGUGCGCACACGGCAGGUGGAUCAAGGGCAAGUUGCCUUGUAGUAAUCGAAUGUUUCUAAAGGUGCUUAGAUGUAUUUUCUGAAUUUUGUAUUCUGCCUUUUUCAAGUUUUUCACAGCAUAUAUUAUUUUGCUAUUAAAUAACAAUCAUUUUUCAAAAAA